Echinococcus granulosus is the source of this 282-nucleotide messenger RNA. RefSeq lists its product as hypothetical. NCBI's taxonomy places the organism in Eukaryota, Metazoa, Platyhelminthes, Cestoda, Cyclophyllidea, Taeniidae. The transcript has 2 exons. The coding region runs from base 1 to 282 and encodes 93 amino acids. The record is from RefSeq and is a predicted model, not a curated record.
AUGGGCCUCAAGGACCGCGCCGAUGUUUCUCCCAACGCUUACGGUCGUGCGCUCUCCACCGUCCUUUACGUGGUCGACCUUCUCUUCAAUCGUAGCAGUCAUUAUCAAAGUAGAAAUAUGAAGGAGUCCACCUCCGGCGAUGAGCUGCAUCGGCACUGGGUUCGCCGUGCCCGGGGCGGCAUAGUCACGGAGCGUUUCGUCAGUCUCUACGCCGUCAGACAACAAUUGUACGACCUCUUCCUUGAGAAGAUUGGCAUCCCUUGGAAGGUAGGCUGUCAAUGA